AUGGUAUCUCGUUCCGGCGAAGGGAAUGAGGGGUCACGCCCCCUCACCCCCUCUAGGACCCCCGGCACGCCGAUUAAGCCGCGAUUAGCACGAAUCGGCACCAGCCCAGCCAAGCGAGAAGAGAAACCAAGAGAGGAGAAAGUCACGAAGUCAUCGGCCAAGGAUGUGGCGGAGCUAAAGGACUUCCAAUUGGGCGACUGCUUGGGGAAAGGAGCCUUUGGAUCAGUCUAUCGCGCGUUGAAUUGGAAUACUGGAGAGACAGUCGCUGUGAAGCAAAUCAAGCUGACGGACCUCCCCAAGAGCGAGUUGCGUGUUAUCAUGCUGGAAAUCGACCUGCUGAAAAACCUUGAUCACGCGAAUAUUGUCAAGUACCAGGGAUUUGUGAAGUCUGCUGAAACUUUGAAUAUCAUCCUCGAAUACUGUGAGAAUGGCUCCCUGCACUCCAUCGCAAAGAAUUUUGGUCGUUUCCCGGAAAAUUUGGUUGGCUUGUAUAUGUCUCAGGUGCUACACGGCCUGCUGUACCUGCAUGAACAAGGGGUAAUCCAUCGUGAUAUCAAGGGCGCCAAUAUCCUAACUACCAAAGAAGGCCUCGUCAAACUUGCAGACUUUGGUGUGGCUAGCAGGACGACUGGCCCGAGUGAGUCGAGCGUGGUUGGUACUCCGUACUGGAUGGCACCCGAAGUCAUUGAACUCUCGGGAGCCACUACAGCCUCGGAUAUCUGGAGUUUGGGAUGCACAGUCAUUGAGCUUCUUGAAGGGAAACCUCCAUAUCACAACCUACAGCCCAUGCCGGCAUUGUUUCGCAUUGUCAAUGAUGACCAUCCUCCACUUCCUCAAGGUGCCUCACCGGCCGUGAAAGACUUUUUGAUGCAAUGCUUCCAGAAGGAUCCUAAUCUGCGUGUCUCGGCAAAAAAAUUACUCAAACACCCUUGGAUCGUCAAUGCUCGCCGAACAGAUUCCGUCGUACCAAAGAAAUUCACAGAGUACGAAGAGGCUGUAAAAAGUGUGCAGGAAUGGAACGAGGCCCUGCGGUCUCCUGGUGCAGGUACCUCGAGAAAGAGUAAUAAGUUUGAACACGGUGUAGGGCCCUUGUCGACACAGCGAAAUUCUCUCGUGGACACCUUGCCCUCUCCGACUGCCACCAAAGCUACUGAUCGGUUCCGUUCCCCGGAGUCCGCUGAAGAUGACAAUUGGGAUAACGACUUUGCAACCGCGAUAUCUCCUAGUGCAUUGCAGCUACCUCACCUUCGACCUCAUGAUAAUUUUGGCGGGAUGCUUUCCUCCGAACGACUUAAGGCCUUUGCGUCGCUUGAUGGCACAAUGUUGAGACCCGAUGACAGCUUUGACGAAUUCGAAGAUGCCACGAUGUCUUUAUCGGAAAAUGAUGCUCUACAGACAAUACGGCCUUAUUCAUCCAAGCCUUCGGCAGCUGAGCCUUCCAAAUCCAGCAUCCCUACCCGAAACCAAGCAAGCAAGCCUUCGGCCUCCGCUCUCCACAAUGUCCCCAUUUUGACACAGAAUCCGGUGCCACCAAUGAGGCGGGCACGUCCGGCUAAUCUUUACAAGGAAAAUUCUGUAGAGGAUUACACCGAUCUCAUCAUGGCCAACGAGGACGUUCUCGAUCGCAAACUUGGUCUCAUUCUUGAAGACGAUGACCCUGCUUCUCCGGUGCAUGAAAAUGGAUAUAAUGCGUUCCAUGAUGGCCGGAGUGGUCAACAUCCUCAGUUGCGAAAGCAGCUCUCUGUGAAGCGCGACCGGUCCACAAUUGAGAUCCACAAGUUUGCUGAAAAUGAGACUGAUGAGGAUUUCUCCGAUAUUCUCGGAGCCGAACAAGUGGGCUUGGAUACCGAGGAACGUGACGAUAGCUCGGAUCGUAGCACUCUGAUGCUCAACUCGAAAUUGUCCAAUAAUUCGUGGUUAGGGGAUCAAGAUGACGAUGACGAUCCAUUUGCUCAACUGGAAGAAGGAUUCGAUGAAAUGGACCUAGAGGCUAAUAUUGCGCGUGACAAGUACGCACGACUCCGAAAUCAAGUUGAGGGAUUGGUCGGCUCUUUGAAGACUUCACAAGAUGAAGAAGUCCUGGCAGAUAUCUCAGAGCAACUCCUUACGGAUUUCUGUGACCUGCCAGAGACCAAGAAUAUCAUCAUCAGCGCUCAUGGAAUGCUGCCAAUUCUAGAGAUCCUCGACACAUGCCGCCGACGAGAUAUCGUCAUCUGUCUGCUCCGCGUUGUCAAUGCCAUAAUCUACAAUGACUAUGAGGUCCAGGAGAAUUUGUGCUUCGUUGGCGGCAUUCCCAUUAUAAAUGAGUUUGCAUCCAAGAAGUACCCGCGCGAAAUUCGUCUAGAAGCUGCAGCCUUUGUGCAACAAAUGUAUCAAACAUCUACCCUUACACUUCAAAUGUUUGUUAGCGCUGGUGGACUCAAUGUUUUAGUUGAGUUUUUGGAGGAUGAUUACGAGGAUGAGCGCGAUCUUGUAUUGAUUGGCGUGAAUGGAAUUUGGAGCGUAUUUGAGUUGCAGGGCUCAACUCCGAAAAACGACUUCUGCAGAAUCCUGUCGCGCAACUCUGUUCUGGAUCCCCUUUCGCUCGUCCUCAGCCGUGUUUUGGACGAGGAAGGCGAGCUGGCGGAGAUCAUUGAAGGCCGCAUUGCCAACAUCUUCUUCAUCUUCUCGCAGGCCGAGAACCAUGUCAAAGAGAUGGUUUCAGAGCGAACAGUGCUGCACAGGGUUCUGAAGGAAUUAAGACGGAUGUCUCCUAUUCACCAGAUCACAAUGUUGAAGUUCAUCAAGAACCUCUCCAUGCUUUCGACUACCCUGGACUCACUCCAGAAUUCAAAUGCAAUUGAUGUCCUAACUGAAUUGCUUCGGUCAACUAUGAAGAGGGGGCAUUUCCGAGAGGUUUCGAACCAAAUCCUCAACACCAUCUACAACAUGUGCCGUCUGAACAAGUCCAGACAGGAGGAUGCUGCUUUAAAUGGCAUCGUUCCGUUGCUCCAGAAGAUUGUCAAUACUGAGAGGCCCUUGAAAGAAUUUGCUUUGCCCAUUCUUUGCGAUAUGGCACAGUCCGGCAAGGUUGGCCGUCGAGAGUUGUGGCGCAAUAAGGGUCUGGCCUUUUAUAUCUCACUACUUGAGGAUCCAUACUGGCAAGUGACUGCGCUCGAUGCCAUUUUCACAUGGUUACAAGAAGAGACUGCCAAGGUUGAGGAGCAUCUGUUAGACACUCGUCCGGAUAGGAACGCCUUUACCGACGCUAUCGUACGAUGCUUGACCCUUACCAAGGCAAACGCAUUCGAGAAUAUUCUCGACCCCCUACAAAAACUUCUUCGAUUGAGCCCUCCAGUAGCAUCAACAUUUGCUCGGCCGGAUCUGUUCACAAGACUAGGAGAAAAACUUCACCACAACAAGGCUGCCGUUCGGUUGAAUAUCUUGCGUAUCAUAUCGACUAUCUGCGAUUCAAGUGAGCAGCAAGGUGGUCUAAUUGCUACCUAUGGCCUACUGGAUGCCAUUCGCGAGCUUGAAAAUGAUCCCGCCAUUCUCGUCCGAGAUAUGGCAGGCAAACUCAUUCAAUCUAAUGAGCGGAGUGAUGCUUUCGCUGUCGGCAAACGCAGACCAGUCAGCCGCAGGAAAAGUCUCUCAACAACUCCACCCAAUCCAUUUUCUAGCUCCACACCCUCAACUCCUCAGGCAAACCGCACAAGUCAGCCAAGGGGAUAUUUUGAUGGUCGUGAAACCCCUCGCCAUCCACGCAAUGCCCUGAGUACUUCAUCCCUUGCUCUACGGCCUGGCAGUCGAGACGGCAAUGCAUCCUCCAUUGGCUCUGCAGUUAAUGGCAGUGCAGCCGCAGCACGACCCCGUAUCCCACGGGGGAUGUCCAACCGGCUUUCUUACAUUGACACCCUGCAAGACGAGGAUGGAAAAGCGCCCAGCUCUCUCAGCCGUCGACCUUCAGUGAUUCCUCGACGCCGUCGUCAGACGGCUGCCGAUUCCGAAUGGACAUAA
This is a messenger RNA of Penicillium odoratum, 3996 nucleotides long. RefSeq names its product serine/threonine-protein kinase. Gene Ontology annotation, molecular function: protein serine/threonine kinase activity; ATP binding. Bases 1 to 3996 code for a protein of 1331 amino acids. Gene Ontology annotation, biological process: protein phosphorylation. NCBI's taxonomy places the organism in Eukaryota, Fungi, Ascomycota, Eurotiomycetes, Eurotiales, Aspergillaceae. The transcript is spliced from 7 exons. The record is from RefSeq and is a predicted model, not a curated record. Gene Ontology annotation, cellular component: cytoplasm.